AGGGCCUUUUACCCUCGCGAAUAUAUAUGCCAAGGAAGCUGGAGGACAAGAUGCGCCUUGGAUACAUUAUAUAUAGUAGUAGACAUAGAAAAAAAAAUGAGCCUAGUGGUGAGGAAGUCCUCACCGGUGGUGGUCCGGCCAUCGCCGGAGGCGGGGAUGACGAGCGGCGGCACCAUAAAACUCUCGUCUUUCGACAAGGGUCGCAUCGUUGUUGCAGGAGGCGGCGGCGGCGGCGGCGGCGACGAUGAUUUCUACAUCGAGUGCAACGACCAGGGCGUGGAUUUCAUAGCUGCGCGCACCGAUCACGCCCUGAAGGAAGUCAUCUGCUUCGACCGGUCGCCGUCGCCGGGCGCGCGGAAGCUGCUCGACCACCUCGCCGUCUACUACCCAAGCAUGACCUGUGGCUCCGGUGACCCUCUGCUGCUGAUGCAGGUGACAGAGUUCUCGUGCGGCGGCUUCGUCCUCGGGGUGACCUGGAACCACGGGGUCGCCGACGGCGCCGGUAUGGGCCAGUUCUUGCAGGCCGUCGGCGAGCUCGCCCGCGGGUCGCCGUCGCCGUCCGUCGCCCCGGUCAGGUGGGACGGUUCACUCCCUAGUCUCCCUCCCUCUGUCCUCGAAGCGCAGCAGCAUCUGCUGAGCCUCGAUCCGCUGGGCGACGACCUCGCCAUUCUGGACAUCACGAUCCCCAUGGAAUCAAUCGACCGUGUCAGAGCUGACUUUAGCAGCAGCUUCGGCCAGCCGUGCACCACGUUCGAGGCGGCCCUCGCCGUCCUGUGGCGGUGCCGGACGCGCGCGAUCAAGCCCGGCCCGGAGACCCUGACCCUGCUCGUGUUCCUCGCCGACAUGCGGAAGCACGCCGGCGCCAAAGAAGGAUACUACGGCAACUGCAUCGUCGAGCAGCUGGUCAUGGCGAAGUGCGGCGCGGUGGCGGACGGGGACUUCAAGGGCGCAGUCAUGGCGAUCAGGCGCGCUAAGGACCAAUUGCCGGAUCGGCUGAAGGACGGAGAUGGCGUGGUGGGCCAGCAGAAGCUGCGCGAGAUUCGCGCGUACGAUACCUUGAUCGUGACGUCGUGGCGGAACCUUGGCUUCGACCGCGUGGACUUCGGGAGCGGGAGGCCGGCGAGGGUGACGGCCUCCGGGAAGGAUCUGCCGCCGUCGCCAGGCGCGGUGGGAUUCCUGCGCGAUGGGAGUGGUGGGGUCAGUGUGCUGGCUGACUUGGUCAGGCAGGAGCACGCUGAAGCUUUUCUGGCAGAAUUAGCCAAGUUUAAGUGAGAUGAUAUACUAAUUUCUGUCACGUCUUUUAAGGCUACAAAUUUGAUGCAUGAAAUGUUUGUUAGAUAUUUUCUUGUUCUUCUAACUUUUGGUACUUGUAAUGUUAUGAAUCGAGUCGUGGAGAAUAAAAUGAGGGAGCUUGUAGAAUUA
Molecule: messenger RNA, 1422 nt
Organism: Panicum virgatum (switchgrass)
Lineage: Eukaryota; Viridiplantae; Streptophyta; Magnoliopsida; Poales; Poaceae
Product: acyl transferase 15-like
Exons: 2
Coding region: 97-1272 (391 amino acids)
Source: RefSeq, a predicted model, not a curated record